AUGUCUUCCGUGAUUCUAUCUGCGCUGAUGCGCCGUCAACAGAUUAAGGGAGACCUUUGCACAUUUGAAAUAUGCAGCAUCGAAAAAUCUUACUACGGUUAUCGCCCGUCACUUGCGGCUAACACCGUCUUUACUGCGAUUUUCGGUGCCUCCUUAAUAGCAUAUGUCCUGCAGAGCUUCUCCUCGAAGAGGUUUUUGGGAUUCUCCGUCGCUAUGAUACUGGGCACUCUCUGCGAGGUAUUGGGAUAUGUUGGCCGCAUCCUCAUGUACAACAACCCCUGGAAGAGGGCUCCAUUCAUGGUUCAAAUCUGCUUCCUCACAAUCGGCCCGGCCUUCCUCGCUGCUGCUAUCUACUUCUGCCUCUCGAGAAUUGUCACAACAUUUGGCACGUCCAACUCCCGUAUUCCAUCUGCCUGGUAUCCACGAAUUUUCAUACCCUGCGAUAUCCUCGCACUUGCACUUCAAGGCACCGGAGGCGGGUUAGCCAGCACUGCCGAGACUGGCAGCAACCAGGCAGACGUUGGCAAAAACAUCAUGAUUGCCGGUGUUGUCUGGCAAGUCGUCGUUCUAGGCGUUUUUAUUUUGCUUGCGUUCGACUUCGCUCUCAGAACCUUGCUCCGGAUGAAAUCAAUGGGCGCUAGCGCCCUCGACUCCAAACACGCUGUGCUCCGCGCGUCCUUAUCAUUCCGCGGCUUUCUUGUUGCCCUCUCAUUAUCCACUUUCUUCAUCUUUGUCAGAUGUGUUUAUCGUAUUGCAGAGCUUUCGGGAGGCUGGGACGGCCACCUUAUGAAAGACGAACCCCUAUUUAUUGCCUUGGAGGGUGUUAUGGUGGGACUUGCUGUCCUAGUUCUCAAUGCUUUUCACCCAGGGAGAUGUUUUAAAGAAACCCCUGACGUUAUUGAUGAAGAGGGGAAAACCAUCAGUCGAUGA
This is a messenger RNA of Paracoccidioides brasiliensis Pb18, 930 nucleotides long. RefSeq lists its product as uncharacterized. The coding region runs from base 1 to 930 and encodes 309 amino acids. The record is from RefSeq and is a predicted model, not a curated record. The transcript is spliced from 2 exons. Gene Ontology annotation, cellular component: fungal-type vacuole; plasma membrane.